UAUCCGGGAAUCUUGGGCGACAGACCCACCGACAAAAUGGCGGCCCGGAACUGAACCCCCCAAAAAGGGGGAUAGAAAUUGAGGGGGGAGGGGACGGAGAGCCGCAGCCCUUCACACUAAACCGUGUUAGCUGCCGCAGGGAAUUCCCACCGUCGUCGUCACCUUCCUCCGAUUACCUGGGCUUGAGGCGCUGUCACCUCCGCCUUUCCCGCAGGCAGUUAAUAUCCUUCUAUAAGAACAUAGACAUGGCAGGUUGACUAUUAUUCUAUUCUCUUAGGCUUGAAUGGAUGUAUGUACUACUGGAAUCAAGAUCAGCUGUAUACUUUGAGGUUGCCAUCCAACUGAUUACAGUAUUAAGUAUCUUGAAAAUCUUUGUUAGAGAUUAUACGAGUUCAUGAAGAGAAGUGAGAAGCCAGAGGGAUAUAGACAAAUGAGGCCUAAAACAUUUCCUGCCAGUAAUUACACUAGCAGCAGCCAGCAGAUGUUACAAGAAAUACGAGAGAGCCUUAGAAAUUUGCCUAAGCCUUCGGAUGCUGCAAAAGUUGAACAAAAUAUGGGUAAAAUACCAACUGAAGAUCCCAGACAAGGUCGAAAUCCCCCUAAAUUUGUUACCUACCAUAAAGCUUUGCAAGAAAUUCGAAAUUCUCUGCUUCCUUUUGCAAAUGAAACAAGUCCUUCAACCAGAGGAACAUCAGAAGUUAAUCGUCAGAUGUUGCAAGAUCUACAAGCUGCUGGAUUUGAUGAGGAUAUGGUUGUGCAAGCGCUAAGACAAACCAAUAGCCGCAGCAUAGAAGCAGCCAUUGAGUUUAUAAGUAAAAUGAGUUACCAAGAUUGUCGCCGAGAACAAAUGGCAUCAGCGGCAUCUAGGCCCCUUACUACUGGCCCCAAGCCACCAGGAGGAGCAGUACAGCAAUCAGUUAUCCGUAGACAAAGCUGGAAAGGUUCUAAAGAAUCUUUGGUUCCCCAGAGACAUGGUUCUGCACUGGGAGAUGGCCUUACUUUUCAUUCAGAAAGCCCUAUUUCUCAAGCUGAAGUAGGAAGACCAUUAUCUGGGUCUGGAAUAGCUGCAUUUGCUCAAGUUCAUCCUGGUAAUGGACAAAGAGUGAACCCACCGCCUCCACCUCAAGUAAGAAGUGUUACUCCACCACCACCCCCUCCCAGAGGAACAACUCCACCUCCUCCUUCCUGGGAAGCAAAUUCUCAAACAAAACGGUAUUCUGGGAACAUGGAAUAUAUGAUAUCUCGCAUUUCUCCAGUACCUCCAGGAACAUGGCAAGAUGGGUAUCCUCCCCAGACUAUGAAUUCAUCAUCUAUGAAUUCUUCUGUGCAGGGACAAAGAGGUAUUAGUUCAGUUCCUGUUGGUAGACAACCAAUAAUCAUGCAAAGUUCAGUUAACAGCAAAUUUAGUUUUUCAUCUGGAAGGACUGGAAUGCAAAAUGGUAAUUGUCAAACUGAAUAUAUUGUUCAUCAAAAUAUUGUGCCUGGUAACUCAGCAAAUCGCCAACCACCACCUCCUUAUCCAAUAUCUCCAACAAGCCGACAAAGUCCUACACUUUUGCAGAUGCAAACAGGAGGUCCUGCGCCCCUUUCAUCAUAUCCUAAUGGGAACAUUUCUCAAUCUAUGAUGGUGCCAAAUAGAAACAGCCAUAAUAUGGAAUUAUACAACAUAAAUGUUCCUGGAAUUCCAGCAACCUGGUCACAAUCAUCCUCUGGAAGUGGACAUGACAUCCCAGUAUGGCAAUCCAAUAUUCCUGUAAGGUCAAAUUCCUUCAAUAACCAUGUUGGAAACAGACAAAAUCAUGCUGCAAAUUCACAACCUUCUGCUACAACUGUUACAGCUGUUACUCCAGCUCCUAUACAGCAGCCAGUAAAAAGUAUGCGUGUAUUAAAACCAGAACUGCAAACUGCCUUAGCUCCUACUCACCCUUCAUGGAUUUCACAACCAAUGCAAACUGUUCAGCCCACCUCCUUUUCUGAGGGGCCAUGUACAAUUAUGCCAGUCAUAUCACCUUCAGCAGAAGGUACGAAUUACCAAGGACCACCACCUCCUUAUCCAAAGCAUUUAUUACACCCAAAUCUAUCUGCCACCCCAUAUGAAGCUGUAACAAAGCCUGGCAAAGAAGAUCAGCCUGGGUUUCCUAAGGAAGAGGACAGUGAAAAGAAUGAGAACAGUGAGACAAUUGAUAGAGAAAAGAAGCAAAUAACAACUUCCCCUGUUCCUGUUAGGAAAAACAAGAGAGAUGAAGAAAGAAGGGAGUCCCGCAUCCAAAGCUAUUCUCCUCAAGCCUUUAAAUUCUUUAUGGAGCAGCAUGUGGAAAACAUACUGAAAUCUCAUCAACAGCGACUGCAUCGUAAGAAACAACUUGAAAAUGAAAUGAUGAGGGUUGGGUUAUCCCAAGAGGCCCAAGAUCAAAUGAGAAAAAUGCUGUGCCAAAAGGAGUCCAACUACAUCCGUCUCAAAAGAGCUAAAAUGGAUAAAUCAAUGUUUGUUAAAAUUAAGACUCUUGGAAUUGGGGCAUUUGGAGAAGUCUGCUUGGCAAGAAAGGUAGAUACAAACGCCUUAUAUGCAAAAAAAACUCUUCGAAAAAAGGAUGUACUACUUCGAAACCAGGUUGCUCAUGUUAAAGCUGAACGGGAUAUCCUUGCAGAGGCUGAUAAUGAGUGGGUGGUUCGUUUGUACUAUUCAUUCCAAGAUAAGGACAAUUUGUACUUUAUAAUGGACUAUAUUCCAGGAGGAGAUAUGAUGAGCUUGUUAAUUCGAAUGGGAGUCUUUCCGGAAAAUAUGGCCCGGUUCUACAUAGCAGAACUGACCUGCGCUGUUGAAAGUGUUCAUAAGAUGGGCUUCAUUCAUAGAGACAUAAAACCUGAUAACAUUUUGAUUGAUCGGGAUGGCCAUAUCAAAUUGACAGACUUUGGACUUUGUACUGGCUUUCGGUGGACACACGAUUCCAAAUACUAUCAGAGUGGUGAUCAUCCCCGUCAGGACAGUAUGGAUUUCAGUAGUGAAUGGGGAGAUCCAGCAAGCUGUAGAUGUGGAGAUAGACUAAAGCCACUUGAACGUAGAGCAGCACGUCAACAUCAGCGCUGUCUAGCACAUUCACUUGUUGGGACACCAAAUUACAUUGCACCAGAAGUAUUAUUACGAACAGGAUAUACACAGCUGUGUGAUUGGUGGAGUGUUGGAGUGAUUCUUUUUGAAAUGCUAGUAGGUCAACCUCCCUUCCUAGCACAAACACCAUUGGAAACGCAAAUGAAGGUUAUCAAUUGGAAAACAUCACUGCACAUCCCACUGCAAGCAAAACUAACUCCAGAGGCAUCAGACCUUAUUAUUAAGCUCUGUCGAGGACCAGAUGAUCGCUUAGGCAAGAAUGGUGCAGAUGAAAUAAAAGCACAUCCAUUUUUUAAAUCUAUUGAUUUUUCAAGUGAUCUACGGCAGCAACCUGCUUCUUAUAUUCCUAAAAUUACACAUCCCACAGAUACAUCAAAUUUUGAUCCAAUUGACCCAGAUAAAUUAUGGAGUGAAGAUAAAGAAGGGAAUGUAAAUGACACACUUAAUGGGUGGUAUAAAAAUGGUAAACAUCCUGAGCAUGCUUUUUAUGAAUUCACAUUUCGAAGGUUUUUUGAUGACAAUGGGUAUCCAUAUAGCUAUCCAAAGCCUAUUGAAUAUGAAUACACUAAUCCUCAUAGAUUAGAAUCACAGUCAGAUGAAGAUGAUGAGAGGAUCAGUAGAGAAGUCCAAAACCGUGAUCUAGUUUACAUUUAAUAGAGAAGAUAAACAAUUUUUUUGAACUUCUCAAAUCUAUUCUGUGAAAAAAAUAUCUGAGAUGGUGUUGGAAAGCUGAUUCUGUACCUAUCUGGGUUGGGUAAUGUUAAUUGUUCCCAUUUUUUUCCAUGUAAUUCUUCUCAUAACAAAACAAGUCCUUUUUCAUCAUUAAUUUAUUCCAUUAUUGUUAGUGAUUAAUAUAGAAAAUAGUAAUAUUAGGAAAAAUAAAUUAUAAAUUUGAGCUUUUUGUAAAUAGAAAAUAGUGAUUUCUUUUAGGAAAUGAGAUGGCUAUUUUUAUAUAAACCACAACCAUUACUUUUUUCCAGAAUUUUGUAAUGGUUGCCUGUCUUGCAUUAGCUAAUCCUUGGUAAACUCACAGACACUUUGUCUAGUUGGGCAUAUUAUGAAGUACCAUAUAUAUAAAGCAAAGAAGGAUAAGGUCAUUAGUUCUUAUGAGGUCUGGCUGUAGAACACAGCUGCAAUCUAAAAUUCGUGAAAUGACUAACCAUUGAAAAUAGUGUCUCUGUCUUCAUUAAAUAUAAAUAAGAUUGCACUUUCCGACUAUCUGUAUUCUGACAAUAAAUGAAUCAGCGUGUUGGAUUAUAAUUGUUUUCAAUUUUGCAUAACAAAUUGUAAUUGAUGGUUCCAUGCAGCAACUCAAAAUAGGUAGUAGAAAUGAAAAUAAUGGUUUAUCACAAAAUUAAUGUUAAAGGCUUGAUUUUAGUUUUUGUGGUUCUCAUCCUGCAAAUUUUGACAAAACAAGAUUAACAAUAUUUGGAUCCCCAUGAUAUCUAACUGCAAAAUCUCUUUUAAUAACUUUAUUGCAUACUGUCCAGCACUCCCAAAUUACUAGUUUAGAAUAAAUCCAGCCUAUGUUUAACAGGGGUUAUUUAUAAUUUACAUCAUUUUUCUAUUCUGAAUCAGUGCCCUGAAAUUUUUUUUAAAAGCUGCAAUUUAUGCAUCUUUUGCUAUUGUAGGCUUUUUUCCUCUACUGGCAAUACAAAAUAUUCUUUUUUGUUUACAGAUAUAUAGCAUAGCACUGUGUAAAUAUUUCAAGCUAUCCCUUGAACUCCUGUGUUAGUAUUCUUACACCUAAAGAAUCUCCAAGCUCCACAUUCUGCGCUUCCUAAUGUCAUAUUUUAAAAUAUGUGUAUUCUCUGUUUUUUUUAAAUGUUUAGAAAAUCUCUUUUUCCAGCCAGUUAUUUAUUGUUUAUUAUAUUUAUGUUGAAUGUUUCAUUGAAAAGAAGAGUGGUUUACAAGUAACUACUCAGUAACAUUCUAUCCAGCCUGUUUUUCAGGCAAAACACAUUUAAUUUCAGCAAUAGAAGAACUUGUGCCUUUGUAGCAGUGUCAGUUACUUUGCUUUUCUUUUGAGCAGAUUAUUGAAACAUAAGUACAGUUUAGACAAAUGGAAAAUGUGUGUCUUCAAAAAAAAUCUGUUUUCCAAAAUGUCUACUAUAUCAAUUCUGAUUCACACUUCAGCACUGUAUUUCUUACACGUAGUGAGCAUAGUAAACAGGUUAUGCACCUUUUCUCAAUCAGUAUGCUCUGUGCCCUCCUAUUCAUACACUGUUCAUACACUGUUCUGCAGACAAUCACAUAAUCUUGCUCCAAGCUACCACCAAAACAUAGGUUCUAUGUAUGGAGCUAGAAUGCAGACAAUGCAGUGUACAGUUAUAAUUUUUAAGAUUUGUUUGUUUUGUAAAAUAAGUCUUAUUUUAAAGAGGAUUGUCCUCGGUUUAAUAUUUAGGAUUUCCAGUUAAACUGGCAAAUUUUUAUUAUUAUAUUUGUCUUGCAAUGAAAUAUAAUAUAUUCCUGGUUAAAGCCAGAUAAAUCUAAUCUGCUAUUGGGAAACUGCUUUGUAAAUUUGAAAACAGAAUUUUCAUUGAUUAAGUUAUUGAAUACAAUCAAAAGUUAAGCAUAUACUAUACUGAAAUUGAUAGGUUUUUAAGUACACAGAUAAACAUCAGACACAUUAAUUUUCAUUGGAAAUUGAGGAAAGUUGAUUUUUCUGGAUAUGUAUGUAUCUGUUUUCAGCUAAGAAGUGAUAGUGUAAUAUUCGUAUAAGUAUAUUUUACAUUAAUUUUUUUUAAUUAAGCUUGUUAAUAUUUGUAUGCUGAGAAAUACAUGUGCUAUAAUUCUACUAGUUUGUAACAUAUAAAAAUACUGCCUCUGCAGGCCAUCCCAAAGAGAUGAAAGUUACUCAGUUUUGGUGGAGGAGAGUGUUAAAUUAGGACAGCUAAAAUUCAUACCUUGAAAAACUUCAUGUAAUAAUACGUUGGUGUGAAUUUAAUGUAUUGCAAGCCUUUUUUAGAAUGAUUCUUUUUCACUGAAUGAAAACACUAGUGUAUUCUAACAUACCUGUAAAUUGUCUUGGAAAACAAAACAUUCUCUAUGACCAAUCGCGACUAUUAUUCUUGCCUAUGACAAUUCAUUUUGUGCAUUUCUAGGAUUUCUCACAUGCAGGAUUUUUUACACUUCAUUUUAAAGUAAUCUCUAGUAUCAAUCCAGGGUAUAUUGUAGUGUGUGUUGUUGCAUUUAUCUUUGUAUAUAUUUCAAUUCUUCUGGGGUUUUUCGCAUUUAAGAUUUGCAGCAUGUUCAAAUUCAUUUUUGCAAUGGAAUUGAACAAAAUACAAAUAAUAGCUCCACAUUUGGGUUUUGAAUAAACUUAUUUUCAAUUAAACAUAAAACAAUGCUUUGCUCUUCUAAUAUAUACAUAUGCACUGUAUUUAUAAAAUGUUGUAUUAUAUUAUUGUCCUGUAAAUAUUGGUAUACUGUUCUCUUACAUUCCACCCUAGGGCAGGCCCUUUUACUGGAGCUUUUCUACCAUAUUUGUAGCAGAAACUGUAGAAUGUAUGAUUAAAGCUAAUUUGAAACUUUAAAGCAAAUCUGCAUUUCCAGUGUACAAAGCUGUGAUGAAAAAUAUGUUCUUGGGACUUUGUUGAUACAUCUAGAAAACGUAGUGUGAGUGAAGUAAUAGAUGCUGCUUUUAUCCCAAAGUACUAUUAAAUUCUCUCUGCAAGUAUGUCUGUUUUUUGAAAUGAGACACUUGUUGCAACGUAAUAUUUGAAUCUAAUAGUAAAUGGAGUGCCUUCCUCUGAAAGGUGCUGUUCAAAAUUAGCUUUUAUAUUGCAUUUUUAUAUAUGCUUUUUAUAUUACAAAUACUCUGCUGAUAAAUAUAAUUUUUAUUUUUAGAAAAGCAGUGCUUUGGCAUACUAUAUACAUGCAUCAACUCUGCAUAUUUUUGCUUGUAAUAACUGAUAGAUUAAAUUUCUGGAGUGUUGUACAGGUACAUUUACAUUUUGAAAUAAGUUUUCUUUAGUGUACCAUAUGUUAGGAUAAUAAAAUUUAAGUUCAGUGACUAAGUUGACAGAUAUAAUUUAUAAUGUUAAAAAAUGUGAGAGUUUGAUCUUCUGUGAUGAGUGGGAAUACAAAAUUCAUAUUUACUUCAUGGUAUGCUACUUUUUCAUUAUUGCCUGACCCAGUCAUAUUUUCUAAUUACAUUAAGAGAAAAUUUACAAGGUGGUAUAAACAACUUGGUAAUCUAAGAAAGACACUAUAGUGUAGCAAGUUGGAUGUAAUUUUA
This is a messenger RNA of Python bivittatus (Burmese python), 7349 nucleotides long. It is a transcript of the gene LATS1, whose product is annotated as large tumor suppressor kinase 1. Gene Ontology annotation, molecular function: protein serine/threonine kinase activity; ATP binding; protein binding. Gene Ontology annotation, biological process: positive regulation of apoptotic process; G1/S transition of mitotic cell cycle; hippo signaling. NCBI's taxonomy places the organism in Eukaryota, Metazoa, Chordata, Lepidosauria, Squamata, Pythonidae. Gene Ontology annotation, cellular component: spindle pole. The record is from RefSeq and is a predicted model, not a curated record.